GAAUUUCACAACGAGUGUUUUCGCUGGUAGACAGCAAUUGCGCAAUAAGUCUUUUGAAGCAGCCAUUUUUAGGAACGAUCAUUUGCGCAGCGUGAAUUAACAGCCAUGCUUUGGGAACAGAAUGACGAACCGAAUAAGUCGGCGUUCGAGAAACUGAAGGAUGAAUGCUGCUACGAUAUUCUGCGCCGGUUGCCACUAGAUGACUUGUGUGCCCUCAGUAGUACCUGUACUCGAUUGCACAGUUUGUGCGGCCAACAGUUUCAAGAAGAAUAUCCAUCGAAGGUCAUGCGCAUUGAAUCGAUUCAAGAAGACGGCACAUGGGUAAAAGAGCCACGCGAUGAAAUGUACAUCAAGUGUUUUGACAAAAGCAUCCGAAAUGUGAUCCUGAACGGUGAUGGCCUGGAAACAAAGUUAGACUUGGUCAAUGAAUUCUACAAGGGCGAAGAGAUGGAGGGUGUUGUGAAGGAAAUCCACUUCAACGAUUGGCGCAGAUUGGAUGGUGCUGGUAUCAAACUUGUCGACAUGUUGAAAUCCGCUGAGACCAUCACCAUCGAUUAUGCUGCCAUCGUCGAGGAUCCGUACGAUGGCAUUUUCAAGUAUGCACCAAAUCUGAAACACUUGAGAGUUCGAUAUUUGAAUUUCACAGGCACCGACUGGUUGCAACAACGAUACGCCAAACUUGAAAGCCUCGAGUGGCAUUCACCUUCGCAGCGUCCAGAUGCUGACAAAAUAAAAUCAUUGCUCGACACCAACCCAAACAUUCGACGAUUCUCACUACUUUGCACAAAUGUGGAUGACAUCGUUCAAUUGAUGGCAAAGAAUGUGAAAAUUGACGAACUAAUCCUGCAUUUAAGUAGAAGUCCAAGUGGAGAUGCAUUAACUGCUGAUGGCAUCCAGUUCAAUUAUACGAUGAAUAUUCUGAUGAAGUUGGUCGCUGCUCAAAAUGUGAACUUGCAUCUGGUGGUUUCCAAAGCUGAUAUCAUUUCGCAACUGGCAUUCCUUCAUUCAAACCUAGUCGGUCUCCAUUUCAACGUUUCCAUUGACGAGGUGCUUACCACAAUGUAUACAUUCAAAAAUCUCCAGUUUUUGCGGAUCGCAGCAUCACAUUUACCGUUUGCACACACCGAUUUGAUUGCAAAGAUGCCCAACUUGACUGAAUUGUACAUCGACGAAAUUUCAUACUUCAAUUUCCAAAAAUUUCGUUGCAAUAUGUUGGCUGCUGUUCGCCAAUUGGUGAAACUAACGAAAAUCUUUCUCAAUGGUUCCACAGACCAACUCACCAAGAUCAAUUUAUUGGCAUUGAACCGGCAACGCAUGGAACUUCAUGGCGCUGCCCAUUUGAAGAUCUACAUCCAUUCAAAGGAUUUUUUCGCUAGUUUCCCGGUCAAGUUCGUUGAAUUCAAAAUGAUCGAAAUUAUUGCAGCUGAAUCUGAACCGUCCAACUAUCCUUUUUUUCAUGUUUGGGCAUAA
Molecule: messenger RNA, 1470 nt
Organism: Sitodiplosis mosellana (orange wheat blossom midge)
Lineage: Eukaryota; Metazoa; Arthropoda; Insecta; Diptera; Cecidomyiidae
Exons: 2
Coding region: 106-1470 (454 amino acids)
Molecular function (GO): protein binding
Source: RefSeq, a predicted model, not a curated record